This is a messenger RNA of Zygosaccharomyces rouxii, 762 nucleotides long. It is a transcript of the gene SCL1, whose product is annotated as proteasome core particle subunit alpha 1. NCBI's taxonomy places the organism in Eukaryota, Fungi, Ascomycota, Saccharomycetes, Saccharomycetales, Saccharomycetaceae. The record is from RefSeq and is a predicted model, not a curated record. Gene Ontology annotation, cellular component: proteasome core complex, alpha-subunit complex; nucleus; proteasome core complex. Gene Ontology annotation, biological process: ubiquitin-dependent protein catabolic process. The coding region runs from base 1 to 762 and encodes 253 amino acids. The transcript has a single exon.
AUGUCUGGUGCUGCUGCUGCUUCUGCUGCAGGUUAUGAUAGACAUAUUACUAUCUUUUCACCCGAAGGUCGUCUUUACCAAGUAGAAUAUGCCUUUAAAGCUACGAAUCAAACAAGUAUAAAUUCAUUAGCAAUUAGAGGUAAAAAUUGCUCAGUUAUAAUAAGUCAAAAGAAAGUCCCUGAUAAACUUUUGGAUCCAUCGACGGUUUCUUAUAUUUUUAAAAUUUCCAAGACAAUUGGUAUGGUUAUUAAUGGGCCAAUUCCUGACGCUAGAAAUGCUGCAUUAAGAGCAAAGGCGGAAACAGCUGAAUUCAGAUAUAAAUUUGGUUAUGACAUGCCCUGUGAUGUACUUGCGAAGCGUAUGGCAAAUCUAUCUCAAAUUUAUACACAAAGAGCUUAUAUGAGGCCAUUAGGAGUUAUUCAAACUUACGUCUCUGUAGAUGAGGAACAGGGCCCAUCCAUCUAUAAAUCUGAUCCUGCUGGUUACUUCGUCGGUUAUAAGGCAACUGCAACUGGGCCUAAGCAACAAGAAAUUACAACAAGACUAGAAAAUUACAUCAAGAAGACACCAUCACAAGAUUACAUGCAAGAGGAAUCUUGGGAAAAAGUGGUUGAAUUCGGCAUUACAACAUUGACAGACUCUUUAGGUACAGAAUUCUCCAAGAAAGAUUUAGAAGUCGGUAUUGCGGUUCCAGAUAAUUUCUUUACAUUGACUCCAGAUGAAAUAGAGGAAAGAUUGGUGGCCAUUGCAGAACAGGAUUGA